GGGCUGAGCACCAGUGCUGGGGCAGGACACUGGUUGCUGCACCCCCGAGGAGCAGGAGCAGCCGCACUGUCACCCUUCACGGCCACGCGACGCAUCGGGCACCCGUACCAGAACCGGACGCCACCCAAGCGCAAGAAGCCGCGGACGUCCUUCUCCCGGGUGCAGAUCUGCGAGCUGGAGAAGCGCUUCCACCGGCAGAAGUACCUGGCCUCGGCCGAGCGUGCCACCCUGGCCAAGGCCCUCAAGAUGACGGAUGCCCAGGUCAAGACUUGGUUCCAGAACCGCCGCACCAAGUGGAGGCGUCAGACGGCGGAGGAGCGCGAGGCAGAGCGGCAACAGGCCAACCGGCUGAUGCUGCACCUGCAGCAGGAGGCUUUCCAGAAGAGCCUGGCACAGCCCCUGCCGCAGGACCCGCUCUGCAUGCACAACUCCUCGCUCUAUGCCCUGCAGAACCUCCAGCCCUGGGCCGAGGACAACAAGGUGACAUCGGUGUCGGGGGUGGCCUCUGUGGUGUGAGGGCCCCGGGUGUCGCUGAUGUGCCGGGAGGUGGCAGUGGGAGCCCAGCCUGCAGCAGGGAGGGGACUGCAGCUUCCUGGGGGCCUCCCAUGGGCAGCCCCCUCCCUGCCACUGACAGCCCCCCCUUGGGCCCCCUGGCUGGGUGGCCAUGCCCCUGCAACUGGACUCAAAGCUUUACCAAAUCCCACCUGGAGCACCACUGUGGGCAGCCCCCUGCUCGGACCCCUGGGAGCCCACAGACAGGUCCCUACACCCUGCAGGGUUCUGCAGCCCCCUCACCCCAGGGUCCCUGUGCCAGGGCAGCUCCUUG
Corapipo altera (White-ruffed manakin) is the source of this 826-nucleotide messenger RNA. It is a transcript of the gene TLX2, whose product is annotated as T cell leukemia homeobox 2. The annotation marks the transcript as partial. Gene Ontology annotation, biological process: regulation of transcription by RNA polymerase II; animal organ development. Gene Ontology annotation, cellular component: nucleus. Gene Ontology annotation, molecular function: RNA polymerase II cis-regulatory region sequence-specific DNA binding; DNA-binding transcription factor activity, RNA polymerase II-specific. The transcript is spliced from 3 exons. NCBI's taxonomy places the organism in Eukaryota, Metazoa, Chordata, Aves, Passeriformes, Pipridae. The record is from RefSeq and is a predicted model, not a curated record.